UCUUGCUUCUUACUGGAGAGCCUAACGUCGGACCUCGUAGACCCUAGCAUGCUGCACACGAGAGACAUUGGAUUGUACCUCCAGCAUUUGAGAUACAGAACUGUAUAAGAAGUACUCAGAUCACCGGCAUACAGCUCUAUCAGCUUCAAUUGCAACACCAACUCACACACUUCAAUCUACAAGAUCAAUUCAAUCCGAAGCAAAAUGUCUCUCUUCACUUUCACUUCCGCUUUUCUUACGGCCGCUGUGGCCGUCACCUCUGCCCAAGCAUCGCCAUUCUCGGGGCUCGACACCCGCUCCUUUAAUGGCCUCAUGGCCCGCGACUUCUCCGUCGAAGAGUGUAAAGACUUUGUCUACGGAAACAACAACGUCUACGUGGGCAAAGUCUGCUAUUCCCUGAACGGCGAGACCUUGACCCUUACUUACCCUGCUCUUCCCGCCCCGGGAAAAUACGAAGAUCUCCAUGUCAUCGUCAAGUCAAGCCCCAUCUCGGCGACGGACCUACCUCAGGGACAUUGGCCAUACACAUAUGGAAACGGAGCCUGCAGCCUUUCAACCGGCAAAUGCACCAUUCCUAUCCAGCCUGAUUGGAAAUGCGGCAAGCCUCUAUACAUCGGUGUUCACGCUGGCUACACCCCCGACGGAGUCGCCCACGAGACUGGCUGGAUGGCGGGACCGUGCAUUGAUGCUAGUCGCAAGGGCAAUUGCCCAAAGUCCACCUCGUUCACUCCCCAGUGCGAGUGCCCAGUGGUAACUAAAUACGAACCCGUUGUUGCUUCGGUUGUAUACAAAAAGACUGUUAUCGAGACCUUCACAGACUACUGCACCAGCUUCCCCGCUGAUGUGGCUACCAAGACUGCCUGCGAUACUCCUUACGCUGCAAUAACGCAAACCAUCUCUACUACGGCAGAUGCUGCAGGCUAUACCUGCUCGGUUCCAACCUAAGGUACUUAGGCCGAGGAUUUUCCGGCACUGUGUUCGUUUGGAGGGUUUGGGGCAACAAAAGAGAGGACGGACCUGGGUGACUUAAUUCCUCAAUGUACUGUAAUCUUCACAUUCCUUGGCAAACUGGGAUUGGUUUCUUGCAAUGAAA
Alternaria rosae is the source of this 1093-nucleotide messenger RNA. RefSeq lists its product as uncharacterized. Bases 205 to 945 code for a protein of 246 amino acids. The record is from RefSeq and is a predicted model, not a curated record. The transcript has 2 exons. Lineage: Eukaryota; Fungi; Ascomycota; Dothideomycetes; Pleosporales; Pleosporaceae.